AUGGCUCCCGAAGGUGCUCGGGAGCGUGGUAUGCACAGGUAUGCCCAUUAUUGGAUUCGUCAUCGCGUCCUGAUGCUGAUAUCUAAGGCAGGUAUUAUCAGCCCUGGCUCGAGACAUUCAUCUCCACCGAUUUUGAACGAGCGGCUCAUCUCCCUCCUCGCAUCCCAGAUAACGGGCACCGACCGAGACAAGGCUUUGACUGCUUUCGCACAAUUGGGUUGUCUUCGAUUAAAUGCUAAAAGAGGGGUCGUCACUCUGCUCGACCGCACCAAACAAUACAUCAUCGCGGAGGCUACCAAUCCCUCUCUCUUUUGA
Messenger RNA from Rhinocladiella mackenziei CBS 650.93, 315 nucleotides. RefSeq lists its product as uncharacterized. Bases 1 to 315 code for a protein of 104 amino acids. Lineage: Eukaryota; Fungi; Ascomycota; Eurotiomycetes; Chaetothyriales; Herpotrichiellaceae. The record is from RefSeq and is a predicted model, not a curated record. The transcript has a single exon.